CCCUCCCCGCCCACUCAGGGGGGCGAUGCUCCUCCUCUUCCUCCUCCUUUGCCUCUGCCCGCUCCUCCUCCCCCCGCUCCAUCCCCCGAGCCGGGAGCUCGAGGAUUUCUCCUUCCCAAAGCUUGGCCAGAUGAAGGAGGCUGCGAGGAAGAGGAAGAUGCCACGGGCCCUCCAAGCAGGUGAGGAGGAAGUCAGUGCCCCUUUGCCCUGUCUUGUCCUGUAUCUCCCAGCCCAGCAUCGCCCCUGGCUGCAGGACAACCCCACUGCCGCCGCCGUCCUGCCGGGGCCGGAUUUGGGGGGAUGUCCUUGGCCUUCCCUCUGGGCCAGAGGGAAAUCCCCUCCCUGUCCUUCUUCCUUCCACUCCUUGUUCCUUUUCCUUCCUUCUUCCUGCUCCUUGUUCCUCCCUCUCCUUCCUCAUGUUUUUUCCUUUUUCUCCUUCUUCCUUCUCCUUCCUUUCUCUCCUUUCUCCUUUUUCUUUGUUCCGUCUUCUCCUUCCUAUUCAUCAUUCCUUGUCUCCUUGCUCCUUCCUUCUCUCAGGACCAGCGUGGUCAGCAGGACCAGGGCAGUGGUUCUUUCCCUGUACUUGGCACUGGUGAGGCCACACCUCGAGUGCUGUGUCCAGUUCUGGGCCUUCUUCUUCCUUCCUUCUUCUUGCUUCCUCUCCUUGUUGCUUUUUCUUCUUGUUCUUUCCCUUCUUAUUCCUUCCUCUCCUUUUUCCUUCUCUUCCCUCCUUCCUCUCCAUCUUCCUUCUCCUCCCCUUCCCUCUGGGCUGGAGGCAAAUCCCCUCCCUGUCCUUCCUUCCUGCCCCAGGCCCCGAGCUGAGGACGGAGGGCACGGAGGACAAAUCCCCCCGGCAGACCCUGGUGGGAGAGGCCGUUUUGAAGGGCUCCACAGCGCAGGAAGGCAGCGGGGAGGAAAAGGGCAGGAGAUCCCUCAGGAGGAGGGGCUCCAAAGCCAGCCCAGGGUGCUCUGAGGAGGAAAGACCCAACCUGUGCUGGGAAAGUGGCCACAGCU
Molecule: messenger RNA, 1014 nt
Organism: Pseudopipra pipra
Lineage: Eukaryota; Metazoa; Chordata; Aves; Passeriformes; Pipridae
Exons: 2
Coding region: 26-973 (315 amino acids)
Source: RefSeq, a predicted model, not a curated record